Messenger RNA from Epithele typhae, 321 nucleotides. RefSeq lists its product as uncharacterized. The record is from RefSeq and is a predicted model, not a curated record. Bases 1 to 321 code for a protein of 106 amino acids. The transcript is spliced from 3 exons. NCBI's taxonomy places the organism in Eukaryota, Fungi, Basidiomycota, Agaricomycetes, Polyporales, Epitheliaceae.
AUGUCGUCCAACAACGAGUCCUCCGGCCCCAACAAGACCACCGGCCAGUUCCACUCCACGAAGGGCACCGCGGUCGAGACGAUCGGCUCCCUCACCGGCUGGGACAACUGGACGCAGGCCGGGAAGGAGGAGCACGCGCGCGGCGAGGGCGAGUACCGCGCCGCGCAGGCGCAGGGCUACGUCGAGGGCGCGGCGGACCGCGUCGGCGGCCGCAAGGACGCGAUCGCCGGCGCCGUCAGCGGCGACCGCGAGCGCGAGGCGGAGGGGAACAUGCGCCGGGAUAAGGGGGAGGCGCAGCAGAGCAUCAACCGCCCGGAGUGA